This is a messenger RNA of Aspergillus affinis, 3342 nucleotides long. RefSeq names its product glyoxylase. The record is from RefSeq and is a predicted model, not a curated record. Gene Ontology annotation, molecular function: serine-type endopeptidase activity; endonuclease activity; hydroxyacylglutathione hydrolase activity. Lineage: Eukaryota; Fungi; Ascomycota; Eurotiomycetes; Eurotiales; Aspergillaceae. The transcript has 18 exons. Gene Ontology annotation, biological process: rRNA processing. Bases 1 to 3342 code for a protein of 1113 amino acids. Gene Ontology annotation, cellular component: Las1 complex; membrane.
AUGGCGAAAGUCAUCUUCUCGCCAUGGAAGGACCAGACGCAAUUAAUUGCUGUGCGCAAUCAGUUCUACCCUGCUCCGUCUUACGAGGGGCCGGACAUGCGGUCCAAGGCCUGCGCCACGGUUGAAUCGUGGAAGCUGCGCGGGAACCUGCCCCAUCCAAUCGAAUCCACGGCUCUAUUGACCGACGCCAUUCUGCAUGAUGAUUCUUUCAAAAACUCAAUCUUCUCCAUCCGUGCCACCUACUCUGCUGCCUUUUGUCGAUUCGUGACCGGCUUGGUCGACUCGAAACUCCACGGUCAGCGGAAAACCAUGUUCCAGAGAGCCGUGGAUCUUGGGCUACCGGCCUCAUUCGUGGAGCUGCGACAUGAGGCCACGCAUCGUGAAUUGCCGUCGCUCAUUGUGCUGCGAAAUGCUGCCCAGCGGUCCCUGGAGUGGCUUUGGGAUUACUACUGGGCCAAGACGGACGUGACUACUGCUUUGGGACCCAUGCCCGAUGUCGCGAAUGGCGCGGGAGGCGAGGACUUGGAUCCUGUCUAUGCUGCUGUCCGGACGAGUCUCGAUCCGCUACUGAGGGACGAGGAAUCGUCCGAGCCGCCGCAAAAGAAGAGGAAGGUCCAGCAGCGUUUGUCGUCGGUCGCGACGCAGCUGGUUGCGAUAUGCAAGGACUCUGAGCAGGGCGCGGUGGUACUUUCGAAUGCUUUACUGGAGGAGUCGGUUUUGGUGCCUGCUGGGGACAUGGUCGGGGAUUCUUUGGCCGACGCUUUUACAAAGUGGGAUCGCUUCCUGCAGACCAUCACGGAAGAGUAUCCGGCGUUCUUGACGGCGCUGACGGAAGAAAUGAUCAAUAUUAUCGCGUUCACGGACGUCUCGGGGGCCAAGGAGAAUGGCCGUUGCAAAGGGAUCUAUAUGUGGCUGGACCACAUUUUGAGGUCGACGGGAUGGGUGUCCCAGAGACGGCUACUUUCGUUUGUUUAUAUCUCGGCUGUCUGCCAGGGGAAUACAAACCAGUGGACGACACUAUUGAAGAAGCAGAUACCCAAGGGGAUUAAUGAGGUGCCGCAAAUAUCAAAGAGUCAACUGCCCUCCGGCACGAAAGAACCAGUGGCAAGCGCAGCGGGGACGAACGAUGAUUUGAAUGAAUUGAAGAAAUUCGGAUGGGAAAUGGCAGAUGCGUGGAGUAGUCGACCGUUAGGGAUGCGCGCGCCACAAGUCACCGACGAGUGGCUGACCCCCAAAGCCCACCAGCCUAUGAGCUUCAGAAACAAAUUCCGUCUCGCUUCUACGCAUCUACCUCGAAAAGCCGCCAGAGCCAUGCAUAUUCAAUCGAUUCCGAUGUGGACCGGGAAGGGCAAUAACUAUGCCUACCUGGUGACUGACGAGCCGACGAGGCAGUCUGUGAUUAUUGACCCGGCAAACCCGCCUGAGGUCAUCCCGGAGCUGGAGAAGCAGCUUCAGGCCGGUAAGAUCGAUCUCACGGCCAUCGUCAACACUCACCACCACUGGGACCAUGCUGGCGGUAACAACGAACUGCUCGACAAAUUCGGCAAACUGCCUGUCAUCGGAGGAAAGAACUGUCAGUCUGUCACCCAGACCCCGGCGCAUGGCGAAUCAUUCAAGAUCGGUGAGCGCAUCGCCGUGAAGGCAUUGCAUACACCGUGCCACACGCAAGAUAGCAUCUGCUAUUUCAUGCAGGAUGGGGAGCAGAAGGUGGUUUUUACGGGUGAUACGCUGUUUAUUGGAGGAUGCGGCCGGUUCUUCGAAGGCACGGCCCCGGAAAUGCACAAGGCUUUGAACGAGACACUCGCGGCUUUGCCUGAUGAUACGAAGGUCUAUCCCGGCCACGAAUAUACCAAAGGCAAUGUGAAGUUCUGCAUUGCCGUGUCGCAAUCCGAACCGAUCAAGAAGCUGCAGGCGUUCGCGGACCAGAACCAAGAAACGCAGGGUAAAUUCACGAUUGGUGAUGAGAAGCUCCACAACGUGUUUAUGAGGGUAAAUGACCCCGAGAUUCAGAAGAAGACCGGAAAGACAGAUCCCGUGGAGGUUAUGGCUGCGUUGCGGGAGAUGAAGAAUGCUAUUCACCCAUCUACUCAAUCUCAAGCCACAAUGUCCCAGUCCAAGCCUGAGUCCACAUCCACCGAUCCCAACAACGUGCCGGGAGACCCGCUAUCCACCAAAAGCCAUGUCCUCGAGACAGGAGCCAGCAUGGCGCAGGACUUCACUCCCGUCAAGCAGAUCUGUGCACAUCUAAACGCGUUCCAUGUCUACGCAGAUGACCCCACUCGGUGCGUUGAGGCGAAUCAUUACUGUGCGCAUGUCUCGGAAGACAUCCGCCAAUGCCUCCUCUACUCCUCAACCGCCGCCAACGCCAAGCUCCUGGGCAUCGAAUACAUGAUCUCACCGCGUCUCUACAAGACGCUGCCCCCCGAAGAGCGCGCCCUCUGGCACACGCACGAGUACGAAGUCAAGAGCGGGAUGCUGAUCAUGCCCCUACCGCGCACGACGCCGGUGCCGUCCGCGGCGUGGAACGCGGCCGAGACGUCGGAAAUGAGGGACGUGGCGCCGCUGUAUGGCAAGACGUAUCACUUCUGGCAGGUCGAUCGGGGGGAUGCGGUGCCGAUGGGGGCGCCGUCAUUGAUGGGGAGUUUUGUGUCGGAUGAGAUGGUUAAGAAGGCUUGUGGGGAGAGAGGGAUGGAGAAGUUGUGUGAAGAGAGGGAUGAGAGGUUUGGAGUGGAUUUUCGGGAGAAAAGGGAUUUGAGGAGGGGGAUUGAGGGGGUGGAGAGGCAUCCUGCUAGCGGAACAUUCAUGGAACGACUUUUCCGAGCCGGCCUUCGAAAGGCCACCCCCGGCGCCGUCUUCCGCCUUACCCUUGACGGCCUGGGUCUCUUCUGCGCCUGCACGUUGGUCUGGGAGCAUUUGAUCACCGUGCAGCUCAGCGAGGGCCCCUCGAUGUACCCGACAUUCAGUCCGCGGGGCGACUACCUGUUGAUCUCGCGAGUGCACAAGCACGGCAAAGGCAUUGAGGUGGGCGAUGUGGUGCGAUUCUACCAUCCGACGUUUCUGGGGGUCAAUGGCGCCAAGAGGGUCAUUGGGAUGCCGGGGGAUUUUGUCUGCCGUGACCUGCCGUUCAGUACGGAGGUUGGGAAGGGGCAGGAGAUGAUUCAGGUGCCCGAAGGUCAUGUGUACGUGGGUGGUGAUAAUCUGCCCUGGUCGAGGGACUCGAGAAACUACGGGCCUAUCCCGAUGGGCCUGAUUAACGGGAAGAUUAUCGGUCGCGUCUGGCCGCCUUCGAAGAUGCAAUGGGUGCGCAACACGAUGCAGCCGGCCCAGCUGUCCGAGGAAUGA